AUGAAGCUGCUGGCGAUGCGUCGGGCGCUCGCGCUCCAGCGGUCUGUGGCCGCGCGCAAGCAGCUCGUCGUGCGGGCGUUCAGCGGUAAUUGGGAGUACCCGAAGAUCGAGGGCAGUGUGGCAGACGUGACGACCGCACUGACGACGAUCGGCGCGCGGUUAUCGAUCGCCACGGCGCCGCUCUAUUUCACGCCGUUAAAAGUCGACUUUAUCGUGCGCGAGAUGAAGGGACUGGACGAGCUCCUGCAGGUGCAAAAGACGCUGCUGCUCUGCGAUGCCAAGAUGGCCUACCCCUCGGCCUUUGCAGCCGGCAGCUUCUUCUCAGCGUGCCUGAAGCUCGACGCGGCCCAUGUGGCGCUCGAGUUUCUCCGUCAAGCGGAGAACGUGCGCCACUACGUCAAGAAUCAGAGCUUUGUGCGUCUGGCCGAGCACUAUGACAGCUGCGAUGACCAGCACGCGGUGGACGAGCUCGUGCAGAUCAUGCGGACCAAGCGCGUGCCCCUGACGCACAAGAUGGCUACAUUCCGCGUCCUGCAUGCAAAGAAACGGGGUGCAUGGGACGAGGCCGUCGCGCUUGCCAAAGAGGCGGCCGCUGACCGUCAGAUUAACUCGCAUCUGAUCAUCCAGUUGCUGCUGGAUGGCAACGGAGAUGUCUGCAAGGAACACCUCCCGCUGGCCAGGUACCUUGCAGACAAGGGAGAUGUCUACGUGAAUGCACGCCUCGCGGACAUGCUAGCAGGAGGAGAUGGCAAAUUGCCGGAAGUCAAGGUGGAGGAGCCGGAGCAGUCUGCGGACGAAGCAAUAGCGAAGGAAAAGGACGCUGGUAACAAGUAG
Molecule: messenger RNA, 834 nt
Organism: Hyaloperonospora brassicae
Lineage: Eukaryota; Oomycota; Peronosporomycetes; Peronosporales; Peronosporaceae
Source: the annotation of a GenBank genome assembly